AUGGCGCACGCUCUCGCCCGUUCCGCCGCGCAGCGCCUCCGCCUGUCGGUCGCGCCUCCGCUUCCCGCAGGCAUUCGCCUGCAGACCAGGGGCUUUGCCGCAGAUCAUCAUGGUCACAAGAGGGUGAACAUCUGGGAAGAUCCACUCAACCCGGGGAGGUGGAAGGAGGAGCACGUACGUUUCCCUCUCAUCCGAGAUCUCUCCACACGAAUGCACCCUGCUUUUCGUGUCACUGUUGUCCUGCAUCUUUCUUCCUGA
Closterium sp. NIES-65 is the source of this 258-nucleotide messenger RNA. NCBI's taxonomy places the organism in Eukaryota, Viridiplantae, Streptophyta, Zygnematophyceae, Desmidiales, Closteriaceae. The record is from the annotation of a GenBank genome assembly.